Parastagonospora nodorum SN15 is the source of this 1302-nucleotide messenger RNA. RefSeq lists its product as hypothetical. The coding region runs from base 1 to 1302 and encodes 433 amino acids. The transcript has 2 exons. Gene Ontology annotation, molecular function: oxidoreductase activity; iron ion binding. Gene Ontology annotation, biological process: lipid biosynthetic process. Lineage: Eukaryota; Fungi; Ascomycota; Dothideomycetes; Pleosporales; Phaeosphaeriaceae. The record is from RefSeq and is a predicted model, not a curated record.
AUGGCGAGCGCAAACGCGACUUCAUACGACCUUCCUCCGCUACCCGCCUACACACUUCGGCCUCUCCCGCCGCUGUACUCGUGGAUCUCUGAUGCAGUCAUAACAGCUGCGCUGCCGGUCAUCGGAUACUGGCUUGUGUCGUUGACAUUCCAUCUUAUCGACGUAUACGACCUGUUCCCUCAAUACCGCCUACACACACCAGCAGAAGUGCUCAAGCGCAACCAUGUUUCGCGAUACGAAGUCCUGCGCGAUGUCAUAUUCCAGCAAGUCAUCCAAGUCAUAUUCUCCCUUGGGCUAGCAGUCUUCGACGAAGAACCAACAACUGGAAAGGCCGACUACGACGUGGCCUGGUAUGCGCAGAAGAUCCGGCUAGCACAGCGCGCAGUACCCUACGCUCUGUCUACUAUUGGUUUGGAUCCCGUGGGAUUAGCUACAAAGCUCGCUGAGUCGCAGCCCGCGCUUUCAGCUGUAGUGAUGGGUGGCAGAUAUCCUGAGCUACUCCAGACGGUUGCUGUCGCAGGACAGCAGACACUAGUCCCUGCUUUUGCAUCAUGGGAGCUCUCUUUCGCCAGCUUCGUAUACUGGUUUGCCAUUCCAGCUUUCCAAUUUUCAGCAGCAAUUGUAAUUAUCGAUGCUUGGGAGUACAUGCUGCAUCGCGCCAUGCAUAUGAACAAGUGGCUAUAUGUCACUUUUCACUCACGCCAUCACCGUCUCUAUGUCCCGUACGCCUACGGAGCUCUCUACAACCACCCACUUGAGGGAUUUGCCCUGGACACGUUAGGCGCGGGUCUUGCGUAUCUGCUCACUGGAAUGACCAUGCGCCAGUCGAUGUGGUUCUUUACAGGGUCCACUAUCAAGACCGUGCUCGAUCACGGUGGCUAUGCUUUCCCGUGGGACCCCGUUCACUGGAUCUUCCCCAACAACGCUGCUUAUCAUGACAUCCACCACCAGAGUUGGGGCAUCAAGACCAAUUUUUCUCAGCCAUUCUUUGUUUACCUCGACCGACUUGGUGGAACCAUGUAUAAGGGCAAUGUGGAAGAGAAAUAUGAGCGGGCCCGACGCACCGCCCAGCAAAAGCUCGAUCAACAGAUUGAGAACGAGGCGAAGAUGGCAUCUGCCGAAAGUGCUACGGCAGUUGAGGAGCCCGUACGCCUUGCGGGCGUAGCGACCCCGCGCAUGUCGCGUAAGAAGGCGACAAGCAUCUCGUCCCCAGCGGGAAACUUCAAAGACCUAACGAAUAUGGUCAACUCAAACCUGCAUGGCCGGAGAGCAAAUGUGUUGGGCAUGGAGAGCUCACACUAA